AUGUCCAUGCACUUCUUCUUUCGGAUGUCUUUGUGUUCCUCCAAGAAAAAGACCAGAAAUAUGUUUUCGCGUCUCUGGACCAGCGAGCCACUGUUAUCUCCCUGCAGAAGCUGAUCGUACGAGAGGUGGCCCACGAGGAGCGCGGCCUCUUCCUCAUCACCGCCGGCAUCGCAAACCCCGAAAUGGUGGAGAUUCACGCCAGUUCCCGAGAGGAACGUAACACCUGGAUGCAGCUCAUUCAGGACGCCAUGCACUCGAU
Messenger RNA from Sinocyclocheilus grahami, 259 nucleotides. Its product is annotated as rho guanine nucleotide exchange factor 28-like. The annotation marks the transcript as partial. Gene Ontology annotation, cellular component: membrane; actin cytoskeleton. Gene Ontology annotation, biological process: regulation of Rho protein signal transduction; positive regulation of canonical NF-kappaB signal transduction; adrenergic receptor signaling pathway. The record is from RefSeq and is a predicted model, not a curated record. Gene Ontology annotation, molecular function: MAP kinase scaffold activity. Lineage: Eukaryota; Metazoa; Chordata; Actinopteri; Cypriniformes; Cyprinidae. The transcript has 2 exons.